Messenger RNA from Rhipicephalus microplus (southern cattle tick), 12050 nucleotides. RefSeq names its product hemocytin-like. The record is from RefSeq and is a predicted model, not a curated record. NCBI's taxonomy places the organism in Eukaryota, Metazoa, Arthropoda, Arachnida, Ixodida, Ixodidae. Gene Ontology annotation, molecular function: protein binding; chitin binding. Gene Ontology annotation, cellular component: extracellular region; extracellular matrix.
UUGCGGCAUUCGGGACCCCCGACUCGGUUCGGGGACGUCUUCACUUCUUUCCUGACGCUCGAGCCUCCACACCGUGUUUUUUCAAAUAACGGUGGUCGGAGGCAUUUCCAAGAAUGGCCGCCAUGCGUCGGCCGUCCAUCUGCCUGGCCGUCGUCCUGGUGUGCGGCAUCGCCUUGCACGGAGUCCAAGCCGCGCGAGGGGUCAAAACGAAAAAUUACGGCUAUGGACAGUUCAAGAGCCCAAUCAGGGAAAGGAUUGAAAUGUCCCACAACUCUGGCACCGGCGGCAUCAAGAGUCCCGUCAUGGAGAGAAUCGAAAUGUCUCGAAACACCAGUGCAUUCUGCGACGUUCCACCAAACCCCAGUGCUGCGUCCACAUCUUGCCAAAGGAAACGGGACAGCAUGCGGUGCACAGCCAACUGCAUGACUGGGUUCCAGUUUCCCGACGGGCGACGUCACAUGACACUGAACUGUGAUCUCACGACACGCCAGUGGACGCCACUUCAGCGGUUUCCCGAUUGCGAAGGAGUGUGUCAGCCUCAAUGUCUCCAUGGGGGUCGUUGCUACGGCAACAACCGGUGCGUCUGCUCCAACCAGUACAGGGGAGACUAUUGCCAGUACCCCAUCACCCUGUGCGACGGCCACACGCUGGGCGCUGGCGGAUCGUCAUGGCACUGCAACCACACACACGUCGAGACCAUCUGUCAGGUGUCGUGUCCCGCAGGACUCGAAUUCCAAGCACCCGGAGCGGCACCAGUGUACAGGUGCAGCCUGACCGGUGUCUGGGACCCACCUUUCGUUCCACCGUGUGUUCCUGGAUCUUCCCGUGCGAACACGUCAGCACACGGAGACUUGAACCAGGGUCAGCAGACAGUGACGGAGGGCUCCGAGCACGACGGUCAACAGCAACUCGAUCUCGGGGGACACGUGACAGAAGUCACCACGAAAAAGAACUUGGUCAGUGAUUCGCUGACAGACAAGGGUUCCGACCUGCCACCAGAAGAGAUUCCCGGUGAAAAUGAGCUUCCACCAGCGUCCACCGGUGUGUGCAGCACGUGGGGUCGAUUCCAGUUCAAGAGCUUCGAUGGCACCUUGUUCGUUUCGCGGGCACCUGCCGCUACGUCCUCCUCAAAGACUGCGCCCAACCGGACCCCUCGGCGAAGUUCUCAGUCGAACUCCAGCACUCCGAGGGCUGCCCCAACGUGGCCAACUGCACUCGAAUGUUGCACCUCGUUGGUGCAGGAGCCGGUGAGCGCGUGCAUUACCCUGGGCCAGGCCCCGCCAGAGGACGCUCAACCGCUCGUAGAUGCUAUUCCUGGCUUGAGCGCGCAGCACGCCGGGAAGUACCUCGUUCUACAAAGUCCACAAGGAUACACUGUGUGGAUUGAUGAGGAGUCCGUUCAGAUUCGAGUGACACCGGCAUUACGCAAGAGCGCGUGUGGCCUCUGCGGUCACUUUGAUGGCGAGCCGUCCAACGACUUGACUCUCCUGGACGCCAGAAGCGCCCUCACACCACGAGAGUUUGGAAUAUCGUGGGUGGUGGAGAGAGAUUGCAUCCACAGUGGCCUUGAGAGGGAAGCUUGCGCUGUGCGCUCUAGCGCUGACAAGAAUGUAUCCCUGACAGCUUUCGACCGCUGUUCCAUCAUCUUCAACGACAUCUACAGGGAUUGCCACAAGGUAUUGAGGCCAAACCGUUUCUUCGAGUCCUGUCAACAGGACUGUUGCGACAGGCGUUCGCCCUCGGGCUGCGAGUGUGCCACCUUGGAUGAGUACUUCCGCGAAUGCCAACGCCUCGGCGUCGACCUCAAGGAAACGUGGAGAAGAGACACAGUCUGCCCCCACACGUGUGACGGUGGUAGUGAAUACCACGAGUGCGGUCCUGCUUGUCGUGCCACGUGCGCCGACCGCGAGCCGGCAUGCACGCUCAGCCAAUGCGCCUCAGGCUGCCACUGUCCCCAAGGAUUGCUCUGGGACAGCGGCCGCUGCGUGGAGCCGAGACAGUGCGCCUGCACCUACAGGGGCCGGAAGUACCAGAGCGGCGAGCAGGUCGACCAAGACUGCAACACAUGUGUGUGUGACGACGGCCGCUGGCAGUGCACCAAGGCCAUCUGUGACGCAACAUGCUCGGUGCUUCUGGGACACAUCUACACCACCUUUGACGGCGGACGGUUUCAGACGCGCGGUCAUUGCGGGUUCAUCCUGCUACAGGCGCAAGGCAUCCGGGUAAUCCAGAACAAGCAUGUGUGCGCUGGUUUACCAAAGGACGCCGUCUGCUUGGGAGACAUACACGUACAGAUAGGAGAGAACAUCCUAGUGUCCAUAAACCAGCAGCUGCAGGUUCUCAUCAAUGCCCGGGAGCUGACGUCCCUUCCCGCCGUGCUUCCGAACGUCACAAUCACGAAGCCAACGUCCUUCUUUAUCGAGGUGGAGACCAAAGGCCUGACGCUCCUGACGGACGGCAAGAGCCGUCUCGUCCUCACUGCCGACGAAGGUCUCUACACUAAGACGAUGGGCAUGUGCGGCACAUUCAACCACAACAGCCAGGACGACUUCUUGUGUCCCGGAGGCGACAUCGACUACCAGGUGGCAUGCGCUGGCCUUUCGAGCUGUGGUAUUGACAACCCAAAAAAUGUGGAAUCGUUCGCGAAGCAGUGGGCCGACGGCGAAUGUGCCAGCGUCGAAGCUGUGACCACGCAGUGCGACCGAGACACCUUGCUCUGGCCCGAGAGCAAACACAUUUGCAGGCAGCUCUACCAAGGCGCAUUCACUGGCGUGUACUGCGAGCACGGCCAGACUUACCAAAGCUGCGCUCCGGUGUGCGACUCAAGCUGCGCGCUGAUCGGCCGCAACACGUCGUGUGGAGGACGCUGCGUGGAAGGGUGCGCCUGUGAGCCGGGCUUCAGCCUGGACCGCCGAGGCCGCUGCGUGCCCAUCAGCCAGUGCGGAUGCCUGUUCGCCGGUCACGAGUACCCUGCAGGAUUCAAGCAGCGAAGGCACGAUCAGCACUGUGAGUGCCUGGCGGGUCAGUGGCAGUGCAGACCGGCGAGCGCCGACGAAGUGAUCCUGGUGCCUCCGGCGAGCGAGUGCGGCACAAACGAGGAAUACACCGAGUGCCGUUCCAACUGUCCGGCCACUUGCGCGUCACUCCACAGCCCUCCGGCCGCUGGAAGCUGCGCCGUCGACGUCUGCCAGGCUGGAUGCCAAUGCCGAAAGGGUUUCGUCCGAGACGAAAGGACUGGAUCCUGCGUUCCUCCCACUUCGUGUCCCUGCCAGCACGGACUGCGAAGCUACGCUGACGGAGACAAAAUUGACAUCGAAUGCAAUCAGUGCAAGUGCGAACGCGGCCGCUGGCUGUGCACUCAGCACGAGUGCGCUGGCACGUGCGUCCUGUGGGGAGACUCGCACGUGCGCACCUUCGACGGGCUGUCGUUCGACUUCCGCGGCACGUGCGACUACGUCCUGGCCAAGGGCCGGCUCUCCGGCAACCACACCGUCAGCGUGGUCGUGCAGAACGUGCCCUGCGGAAGCAAGUCUUCCUGCGCCAAGACAGUCACCGUCAUCGCCGGUUCUGAGGAGCCCCUGGUGCUGACCGAGGGCCACCCGGUGCCACCUGUAAGCGACGACAGUGCUAUGAGCGUCCGCAGCAUCGGUCUUUUCGUGGCCGUCUAUGUUCGUGGAAGUCUGAGCGUCUACUGGGACAAGCACACUCGUGUCUACGUAGUCGCCGGACCGGUGUGGGCGGGAAAGCUCAGCGGUCUGUGCGGUAACUUCAACGGCGAUGGCACCGACGAGUUCCGUUCCCCGUCGGGUGGACCAGCCCUGCCACAGGCCGAAGAGUUCGUGGAUUCGUGGCGUCUGCACAGCUACUGCGCGCCCGCGGUACCCGCGCAGCACGGGUGCCUGCAACGCCCCGAGCGGCGAGAGUGGGCAGCAUCCCGAUGCGCAGCACUGAAGGAGCAACCCUUCCGCGAAUGUCACAGCGAAGUUGACAUGCAACCAUUCCACGAUCGCUGCGUGUCGGACACGUGUUCUUGCGACACCGGCGGAGACUGCGAGUGCCUGUGCACCGCGCUGUCCGCGUACGCCCACGAAUGCGCCCAGAGAGGAGUCCGCGUUCUUUGGCGCUCCCAGGAACUCUGUCCGGUUCAGUGCGAGACGUGCGACGAGUACUCGGCGUGCGUGAGCGGCUGCGAGCCCCCGAACUGCGCCCACCCGGCGUCCGAGACCAACUGCCCGAAGGCGGCGCCCGUGUGUCUCGAAGGCUGCGCCCCGGCGCGCUGCCCGACGGGCGAAGUGCACCGCAAUGCCACGGACCACCGCUGCGUGCCGUUCGCCGACUGCGAGAUACCGCCGGAGACCGGCUGCAACGUCGGCGGAGUCCCCUACAAGGAAGGACAGAGGGUCGCCACGCCCAAUCCGUGUCAAUCGUGCUACUGCAAGAAAGGUCAAGUCGAGUGCAUUGGACGACCGUGCCCCUUGGAGCUGAAGACUUGCAACCAGAGCGGAUGGUCCGACUGGUACAGCAUGUCUGAACCUAAAUUUCAGCGGGGCAACGACUUUGAGAUCUUGAUGGCGCACGCCGACCAUUGUCCGGUGGAUAACAUGGUGCGCGUCGAGUGUCGCACCGUCGACGGUCACGUACCGUGGAACGAGACCGGGGAUUCGAUGCUCUGCUCGGUCGCUACCGGACUCCGCUGCCUCAAGGAAGACCAGUACGGAGAACCCUGCGCUAACUACGAGAUGCGCGUCUACUGCCAAUGCGCCGAGGAAACGACGCCAACACCUUUCAUACCGACCACCGUGACAUUGAUCGGACCUUACUGUGACGCCUGGACUCCGUGGAUCAACCAGGACACUCCCUCGGAUGACGGUGGAGACAACGAGCUAUUGGCCAACAUACCGCGCUUCUCGGAGAUCUGUCCCGAGCUGGCAGCCGUCGAGUGUUUGCCCGCUGACCCAGCGCACAGUGUGGACGCCGAGAAAGAAAUGGCAAGGUUUGCGGAGCCAUGCAAUAAAAAGGGACUCCUCUGCACGCCUGGCACACCAUGCACUGACUACAAAGUGCGCGCCUACUGUAAAUGUCCGUCGACAGAAGUACCCACGACACCACUUCCUGAAGUCACCACAACAAUAAGCGUGUGUCCCCCUGGUAGCCGGUGGUCAGAAUGCGGCCUCCGCUGCAACGCCACCUGCGACCACUUCUUGCACGCGCUGCGCUCGGAGGGUUUCUGCGUCGGAGAGGACGCCGCUUGCGUGGCCGGCUGCUUCGGCGCGGGCUCCCACUGCGAACUGGGCAGUCUGCACUUCGACCUGGGAGAGCUGCGUGCCCGCUCAGCACUGCCCCUGUUUCAUGCAGGGCAAGGAAGCACCACUCGCACCGGGAGAAGUGGUGGAGCAAGAGUUGAAAAAUGCCAGUGUCUGCACAAUCAAGUCAGCUGCGUCAGCAUUCCAGGUUGCGGAACCACUGCUGCGUCAGAGACUACAACAGCGCCAGUGCCCACGACAGUGUGGUCACCAUCUCCCGAAGGUGGCUGCUGGACUCCGUGGUUGAAUGACGACGUGCCUGAAGGGCCCGGCGACUUCGAAGACAUUCGGACGCUUCAGGCUGAGGGCAAAGCAUGCGUCGACCCUGCAGCCAUCGAAUGUCGAGUCACCGGCAACAAGACGCACUGGACGCAAGCUGGACAGAAAGUGGAGUGCUCCUUGCAGCACGGCAUGCGAUGCUGGAACAGCGACAAUGGGCCACGCGGCUGCUUGGACUACGAAGUGCGCCUCUACUGUCCCUGUGAGGAAGUCGUUCCGACCACGACUACGAAGGAGGUUGUAACACCGGAGUGCCGCCAAGGUUGGAGUUCGUGGAUAAACAGUCACACACUGGACAACCUCGGAGACCAGGAGAGCUUGCAGUCGGUGAUUGAAUCUGGUCUGCUAGACUGCCCAAAGCCGACGUCGAUCGAGUGCAGAGAAACUGGAACUCGGGUACCAUGGAAUCUGCUCGGCAUGAUUGGUGUACGUUGCGACCUCUCGUCCGGACUGCUCUGCCGAAGCAGCGCUCAGCCGAAGGGCAGGAGCUGUGUCGACUUCGAGGUGCGCUUCUACUGCGACUGUGGUGAACCGACUGUGCUGCCCCCACGCGUCACAUAUAGUACGACACCCGUGCCGACCACCGUGGCUGUCGUCACGACACCACGUGUGUGCGCCUAUUGGUCCGAGUGGUUCGACACGAGCCGACCCGGCAUUAAUGGUCAUGACGGCGAGCGGGAGCCUGGAGUUCGCGGCCACCCUGAGCUUGAGGGCUUCUGCGAACAUGGCUACGUGAGCGCGGCCAGCUGCCGAAACGACCAGGAUGUCGACUUCAGUCAGACGGGUCAGCUGGGACUCGACUGCUCCGUAACAAAUGGCUUCACCUGCAGCGAUGCCGAUCAACCAGCCGAACGCCGAUGCGAAAACUACAAGAUUCGAUUCUACUGCUCCUGCGAGGGCUCGACCUCAACGGAGAUUGUCGUCAUUCCAACACAACCACCGACACCACAUCCUUCCUGCUCUUCAUUCAUCCGGGUUAUCGAUGGCCCCGAACCCCUCAGUGAUUCGAACCUGAAGGCCAGCAGCAGCCGAGACCCUCUCAGUGGACCACAGGCAGCUCGUCUACGCAGCCCUGGAUCUUGGGUGCCAAAUCUUGACAGCAGCACAGUAUUCAUCGAAGUGGACCUUGGAAAAGUGACCAAAGUGUACGGAAUGGAGACGGCCGGAGACCCGUUGAUUGGAGCAUGGGUGACGUCGCUGAACGUGCUCUACAGUCAGGAUGGCAUUGCCUACAGCCUAAUAUCCAACCCAGACGGAUCUCCUAAGAUGCUUGGCGCGAACCAUGACGCCAGCUCGAUUCACAAACAAUACUUCAAAGAACCUAUUGAGGCCCGGUUCAUACGCAUUCAGCCGCGCAGCUGGGAAAACCAAGUGGCACUUAAACUCGAGCUUCUAGUCUGCGCCAUCGAGACGUUUACUGUCAAGCCACCACGGGAACCGGGAGCACAUCUUGUCUGCCAAGAGCCAAUGGGACUCGAGAGCGGGCUGCUGGACCAGCAGGCAUUGCACGCUUCGUCCGAGAGGGAUGAAGAGCACGAAGCCAACGAGGGAAGGCUCGGUGGCCACGGCUGGGUCGCCGCUGUCUCCGACAAGCACCAAUACCUCCAGGUUGACUUUGGUGAGCCCCGCGAACUAACUGCAGUUGUGACCAAGGGUCGGGAAGAGGCCGCACAGUGGGUCACUUCUUACACCGUACAGCACAGCAACAAUGCCCACAGAUGGAAUACUAUCAAGGACGUUGAUGGAAACAAUCUUGUGUUUACGGGCAACUUCGACGCCAGUACAGCAGUGACAAGAGCGUUCCCGAGAGCUGUUAGCGCUCGUUACUUGAGGAUUGUGCCCGUCACCUGGAAGAACUGGAUCGCCCUACAGCUUGAAGUACUGGGAUGCGAGCCCACGCCUAGACCUCCCGUGACUACACCAACGCCAACUACGACGGUUAGCGAGGGGCCAGUCGUGGUGGAAGUAGAGUUUCGCUGUCCGGAACCGAACGGCUUGUUCCCGGACGCAGCAGACUGUCGCCGCUUCUACCACUGCUCGAACGACCAGCCUCACCACAAAUGGUGCCCCGGAGAGCUCCACUUCAAUCCGACACUGCUCGUGUGCGACUGGCCUCACAACGCCGGAUGCGAACAAGGAGGAAAGCUGGAGAUAACGACACCAACACCUACCGAGGAGCCAUGCGUGGCGUAUGGUCCGUGGGUGAGCACGAGUGACCCGACGCCGGAGACCGGAGGUGACGUGGAGGACGUGGCCAGGGUGGUGGCCGAGUCCGGGCUCUGCUUUUACCCUAUUGGCAUCGAGUGUCGGGAGUACGCCACCGACGCCGAUUACAGCAAGACGGGGCAGGUGGUCAGCUGCGACUUGGAGCGGGGUCUGCGCUGCGUCGACAGUGACCAGGCAGACGGCCGCACUUGUCUGAACUACAAAGUGCGCGUCAAGUGCUGGACUUGCGCACCUCCUACGACGACCGAACUUCCAACCAUUCCGCCGGCCGUUCCUUGUCCGGAGGUGGAGAUUGCAGACAACGCCACUUUCUGCCCUCAAGGAUGCGCCAGCGGAUUCGCCUGCGACGGAGACCAGUGUGUGCACGUGGCGGACUGCCCAUGUGUCCGCGAUGGCAAGACAUUUCCGGUGGGUGGCAUACUGGAGACGAGGACAUGCCAUGAGUGUCAAUGCCACCUUGGCGGCCGGUCCAGCUGCCUUCCUAAGACCUGCCCACCCUGCCCCAAGGGCCGACCUCAGACGAUGAGCGCGGAUUGCUCGUGCGAGUGCGGAAGUUGUCCACAGGACCAUCGGCUCUGCCCGACCUCGGGAGAGUGCAUCGCCAAAGAGUUCUGGUGCGACGGGGUCAUCCACUGCAACGACGACGAGACGGACUGCGAAAUGACCACGACUACAGCUCCGUGUCCUCCUCUUCUAAAGAAGUUCUGUGCCAAGGGUGAAACCUUAGUCGUCGUCAGGGAUGAACUCGGCUGCGAGCAGUAUGCAUGCGACGGUAAUCUCUAUGUUUCAGAGUCCGGUGUCCCGCCGCCUGCAAUCGCUGCGCCCCCAGUCGUCGAGUCUGAGUGCGAGCUGGUUGGUCACCACUUCAAGACUUUCGACGGUAGCCACUUCGACUACAGCUACUGCAACCACGUGAUCGUCCGCGACACCGGAAACAUCAGCAUUUCUGUGCAGAGAAGCUGCGCGCUUGGAGACGAGACGACGUGUCCCAAGCGAGUGACGAUUGAGCAGCUGAGCCAUCGCAUUGUGCUGGGUACGGACUUGUCGGUUCGAGUGGAUGAGUUCGAGUACACCGCCAACCAGCUGCCCCUGCUGGCUGAGCGCAUUCCGGAGUUCGAGAUCAUGAACAUCGGCGAGCAGAUCUACUUCCGCUCUAGAGUGUACAGCAUCGAACUGAAGCUGGAUGUUCGGGGACGAGUUGGCGUAAAGGUGAACACAUCGUUGAACGGCACCCUGGCUGGCCUCUGCGGAUUUUUCAACGGGGAACCCUCCGACGACUUUCUGACGCCAUCCGGAAGUCAAGCACCGAGUGUUGCAGAAUUUGGCAACAGUUGGUCCACUCCCGGUGCUGGGGAGGAGUGCCGCCCUUUGGAAUGCCCAAAAGAAGCCCUGAUUGCAGCUGCCGCCAUCUGCAACAAGCUUAGGGAGGAGCCCUUGUCCGUGUGUCCUGGGCUGGACACGCAGCUUUCCAACUGCCUCAGCGCCACGUGCGAGUGUCUUCAGCGUGGGAACUCCAGCAGCGAGUCUGAGUGCGCCUGCGAGGCCUACCUGGAUGCGGUCACCCACUGCGACAUUGAGAACCGCGACGAGACGCUGAAGGGAUGGCGCCUGCGACACGGAUGUGUGCCCGAUUGUCCACCAGAGAUGCAGUGGCUUGACUGUGGACCUGAAUGCCAGCUGACGUGCCAGAACUUUUUGAGUGGUGAAGUUGGCUGUGCCAGCAAGAAGUCCUGCAAUCCCGGCUGCUUCUGUCCACCAGGAACUGUGCUUGACGGCGACAUAUGCAGGAAUCCCGAUGAAUGCGCUGACAAGGUAUGCACGGGCUACGGUGACCCGACCAUCGAAACGUUCGACGGUUGGAAAUUCCAGCUACAGUCGAGUGGCCACUUCGACUUGGUCUCGGACUCCGAGGGACGAUUCACCGUGGAUGGUGUGACCGGAAAGUGCGAAGAGCGGCUCACCUGCAUCGUGGGACUCAACGUGGAACACAAAAGUCACGUGGCACGCAUCAGAAGGCAGAAACCGGCGGUAAUUGAUGGCAACGAGUACGAAGCGAAGGACCUGCCGUGGAACGGUGACGGUCUCACCGUAUUCGCGAUGCCUGGACAGGUGACCGUCGUUCUUUUCCGGGAGUUGGGCGUACAGGUGCGCUACAACGAGAUAAGCGCUGCUUUCUCCAUCCACGUGCCUUCCAAGAACUUCUUCAACAGGACUGAGGGUCUCUGCGGUAACUGCAACGGACAGCCAGAUGAUGACAAAAAGAAGAAGGACGGCACUAUCUCGGAUGACCUCAUCGAUUUCAUCUGCAGUUGGGAGACGCAGCUUUCACCCGAACAAUGCGUCAUGAAUUUCACUGGCGUCGAGCCGACGGCCCCACCUCCACCGGGAGCCUGCUCGGAGAUGCUGGACCGAUCAGUUUUCGGCGAGUGCCCCAACCUGGUGGACGUGUCCAAGUACCUGGACCAGUGUCGUCACGACGCCGCCCUGAGCUUCACGGAGAAUGCAGCAACGUGUGCUUCUCUCAUCGAGUAUGCGCACGCCUGCUGCCGUGCAGGAGUGCACGUCGACGAUGCCUACAUACAGCGGUUUUGCAACAUAACGUGCCCCGGUGACACAGCCUACAUGAGCUGCCACGACGGCUGCCCACAGACCUGCGAUGCCGAGUAUCGUCAAGAGAAGGGAGUCAAGGGUGGCUCCGUGGCCAAGAGCCACUACCACAAGGCCGACUGCAAGAAGCUUCUGGUCGAUGGAUGCUUCUGUUCCCGAAGGGUCGGUCUUCCUCGACGGCAUUUGCAGGCCACGAGAAACCUUUGUGAUGAGGAAGGACAUAAGGUGGGCGACGAGUGGCAGCGCGACAGGUGCACACGCUGCACCUGCAAGAAGGGGGGCCGCGCCGACUGCCAGCACGAGGUGUGCCCGUCGGACCCCGUGUGCCGCGAGGACCAGAAGCUGGUGCGACAGAGCGACGGAGACCGCUGCUGUGACGAGAAGCACUGCCAGGACGUUGUCGAACAGUGUCCCGAACUGAGCCUGCCCAAGUGCAAGAAAGGCGACGUGGCCAAGACCAGGACGGACGAAAGGGGUUGUCCCAUGUAUUUCUGCGAGUGCGACCCUGCACUGUGCCCUCCCGUGGUGUGGCCCACCGACUUGGAGAUCGGCCAGGAGGCUGUGGUGACGCCGGAGGGAUGCUGCGCCACACUCGAAGCCAUCUGCUACCCGGAAAAGUGUCCACCCGAGCCUCCUUGCCCGACCGGCACGAAGCUAAUCGCCACUCCUGGGGCAUGCUGCAACAACUACAAGUGCAAAGCCCCAGAGGGAGUUUGCCUGUACACGCACCAGUACGAAAUCAACGACGAAGGACGGGAGGUUCCCGUGGAGGUGCAUCACCAGAACGUGUCUUUCUACGAGGCUAACAGCGUUUGGAAGGAUGGCCUAUGCCGAAACUGCACUUGCGACGGAUCCGGAUCUCAGUUCAUGGCGCGAUGUACGCAAGAGACCUGCUACGAGAGUGCCGAGCUGCCCGAUGACAAGGACUACUACUUGACCGUGGUGGACGUACCUCUACGCUGCUGUCCCAGCAUCGUGCGACUCUUCUGCAAGGAUGACUACGGUAACAUACGCGAGCCCGGCGACGUGUGGCAGUCUCGCGAGGACCCGUGCCAGUCGCAUGUUUGCGAGAGAACAGCGGCGGGAGAAGUACACAAGGUGCUUCGCUCCAUCGUGUGUCCGAAGUGCCCGGAGAAUUCGCAGGAGAUCGGCCCGGCCAAGGGCGAGUGCUGUCCGCGCUGCCAGGUGGUGGCUUGUGACGAGGCCGGCACGCUGCACCCUGUGGGCACUCGCUGGAACUCGACCGUCUAUCCGUGCUACGCCGCUUCGUGCGAGCAGCACGGCGACAGCGUGCGCACAGUCUACAACAGCCCUUCCUGCGCGCCUGUGCCCAAAAAGUGCCCCAAGGAUAUGAUUGUGUGGGAUGAAAAUCAGUGCUGCCAAAAAUGUAACAUCACCACUGUUUCCGAAGAAGUCUGCUCACCCGCACCAAUGGAGCUUCAGCAAACCCUCAACAUGUUCACGUACCGCCAUCAAAAGUGGGGACUUUGCGUCAACACAGAGCCAGUUCAAGGAGUCAUGGAGUGUGCCGGCAACUGUGAAUCACACGCUUAUUUUGCGACUGGAAAUUCAGAGGAGUUUCAGUCUGACUGCAAAUGUUGCAAGCCCUUGACAUUGGAGUACGGUGAAGAUUGA